UCUUUUAAGACAUGAGCCAAUGGACUUUUUUACUGUUUAAACAAAAUGGAUGAGAAGGUGGAAGUUGCUGUAUCCGUCUCCAGCGACAAUAAAAAGCUUAAGGAUGAGGGUAUACAGGUAGCUGACACCCUCGCCAAUUCCCAUGAAAAUACCUUGUCUAAACAGAAGCUUCUUGUGGUGUUUUCUGCCAUGUCCGUAUCUUUAUUCCUAAGUUUUGUUGACCAAACAGCUAUAACAGUGGCUCUUCCAUACAUAGCGGAGGAACUUGAUGCAGAGAAUACAAUAUCGUGGGCCGGGACUGCCUCCUUGAUCAGCACCACUAUGUUCAUGGUUCUUUUUGGUAGAUUCAGUGACAUUUUCUCCAGGAAAUAUGUCUUGAUAGGAUGUCUAUUGGUACUUGCAGUAUUUGAUCUUGCUUGUGGAUUUGCACAAACACCUUAUCAAUUGUUCAUAUUCAGGGGGUUUUGUGGCAUUGGAAAUGGAGGUGUCACUUCUUUGACUAUGGUGAUUGUUUCGGAUAUAGUCACUUUGAAAGAAAGGGGGAAGUACCAAGGUAUAUUGGGAAGUUUUGUAGGAUUGGGAAACGCACUUGGUCCAAUUUUGGCAUCUGCCUUCAUUAGUCAUCUUUCUUGGAGAAAGUUCUACUACAUGAUGUUCCCUAUAGGAAUUUUAGCGGCUGCAAUUAUUUUCUGGCUAGUGCCAUUCACCAGACCACAGAUGACAUUGAAGGAGAAGCUUGCAAAAAUAGACUAUCUUGGGUUUUUCUUCAGUUCAGUUGCUAUCAUAUUCAUUCUUAUUCCAGUCAGUGGUGGGGGGACAUACUACUCUUGGUCAAGUCCUUUGGUGAUUUCUUUCUUGGUCAUAGGUGGAGUAUCUGGAAUGAUGUUUUUCUUUGUCGAGAAGAAAAUCGCCUUUUUACCCAUGAUCCCAUUGAACUUAUUCUCCACUAGGAUGUCUUUAACAUGUUUGUUAUUGCAGAACUUUUUCUUCGGAAUGUGCUACUUUGGGCAUGUAUACUAUUAUCCGUAUUUCUUUCAAAUAGUGAGAAGGUACAGUGCAAUAAAAGCAAGUGUACAUCUAUUGGCAUUGGUGCUACCACAGUCGACAACUUCUGUUAUUUGUGGGCAGGUAAUAUCUCGUACUGGUCAUUAUAUUUAUGUGGUUUGGUAUGGAUAUAUAGCAUGGACCUUGGGUGUAUGCCUAUUGUGUCUUUGGGGACCAGAUGCUAACCAGGCAAAAAUUAUUAUACCCUUGAUUCUUAACGGGUCUGGAGUAGGUGCUAUCUUCCAGCCAACUUUAGUGGCUGCCCAAGCACAGUCAUUCAAGAGAGAUAGAGCUACUGUGAUAUCUGCCAGAAAUGUUUUAAGAUCAUUUGGGGGUGCCGUUGGUUUGGCAGUUGCUUCGACUAUCAUAGCUAACAGUUUUUCUAAACAUUUAUCAUUGGGGGGUGAUCUUUUCACAUCCUCCGAGAUCAUAGGGUUAAAGUCCCAGGUGUAUUCAUCUUUGUCUUUGGACAGUUACUCGAAAGAUCAAAGUGAAUUUUUGAUAGAGGCAUACAUGUCUUCUUUGAAGAAUGUAUUUUACUUCUGGAUGGGGUCAAUUUCUCUUUGCUUGGUUUCCAAUGUUGUUGUUAGGGAUAGAGGAUUAGAACCGUUGGACGAACAGUCAGCAGAACACAAAACACUAUAAAUAUGAUCAUAUGCCCAGUUCAUCGUUGAAGUGGUUUUCGUAAGUGGCAAAUAACAAAUGUUUGAUCAGCUCCUACCAUGCAUUAUGUUGGGCAGCACAGACCUCGGGGGAGGUCAAAGAUGUUGAGUUUUAUAAGAUUAUAGAAUAAAAAAUAGAUAUUCGAUGACCAGGUUGUCAAUGAAGGGACCCACCAGACAAAUUGGCCAUA
This is a messenger RNA of Yamadazyma tenuis ATCC 10573, 1897 nucleotides long. RefSeq lists its product as uncharacterized. Gene Ontology annotation, biological process: transmembrane transport. Gene Ontology annotation, molecular function: transmembrane transporter activity. The record is from RefSeq and is a predicted model, not a curated record. Gene Ontology annotation, cellular component: plasma membrane. Lineage: Eukaryota; Fungi; Ascomycota; Pichiomycetes; Serinales; Debaryomycetaceae.